AUGGCUGGUGCACCAGGCGUGCAAGCGUUUUGUAUUGCAGUAAGAUCUGGUUUGUUCAAGAAACAGAAGCUAAACAGCCGCAGCAGUACACAUGCGGAACUAAUCGGAGUAGAUGAUGCAAUCACACAAGUGUUGUGGACACGCAUGUUCAUGGAAGAACAAGGUUAUCCGAUUGAGAAGAAUAUCGUGUAUCAAGACAAUAUGAGCUCUAUUCUCCUCGAGAAGAACGGGAGAUCAAGUGCAGGGAAGAGAAGCCGCGCAUUGAACAUCCGUUAUUUCUUUGUCACUGAUCAGGUUGAGAAAGGAAAUCUUACGAUCAAACACAUGCGAACUGAUGACAUGUGGGGGGAUUAUAUGACGAAACCUUUGCAAGGGGAAAAGUUCCGCAAGUUUUGGGCAUUGAUCCAAGGGGAUCAGGAAGAUUAG
This is a messenger RNA of Cylindrotheca closterium, 426 nucleotides long. NCBI's taxonomy places the organism in Eukaryota, Bacillariophyta, Bacillariophyceae, Bacillariales, Bacillariaceae. The record is from the annotation of a GenBank genome assembly.